UGGUCUCUGAUUCUUGUAUUCCCAGCCUUACUGACAAGCGUACCAUGCCGAGAUAAGUCUCUUGAAAAUGGCAAAGGCAAUCCUAUUUACCUGGGAGUAGAAGGCCAUAAACUGUGUCUGUGCUGUGAAGCUAGUGGAGGACAGCCCAUACUGAAGCUGGAGGAGAAGGACAUAAUGAAAUUAUAUCAUGCCCCGAAAGCAGAGAAGCCUUUUGUGUUUCACGUAAAUACAAAUGGCACCACUUCUACCUUUCAAUCAGCUGCUUAUCCUGGCUGGUUCAUCUGUAGUUCAACGGAGAAAGGGAAACCUGUCAAGAUGACCAAAGAUGUGGGAAAAGACAAUACAGCUUUCUAUUUUGACCCCAAGGUUUGAGCCUGGCCUGGACCAAGUAGCCUCAGUUCAACAAAAGGCUGGUCUGUUUGCACAGUAUAUUACAUGUUCCAAAAUACUUUCAUGGAUAUGAAUCCUGAGCCAGUGCUGGGUGACAGGAAACAUAACUAGGGUGUGUUCCUGCCUUCUAGGGGCUUAGAUUUAAUACCAUUGAGUUGAAUUAACCUCUAUGUAACUGUUGCAAUCAUUAAUAUAGAUGUUCCGUGUGA
Messenger RNA from Phascolarctos cinereus (koala), 599 nucleotides. Its product is annotated as interleukin-36 alpha-like. Lineage: Eukaryota; Metazoa; Chordata; Mammalia; Diprotodontia; Phascolarctidae. Gene Ontology annotation, biological process: inflammatory response to antigenic stimulus; cytokine-mediated signaling pathway; positive regulation of gene expression. The record is from RefSeq and is a predicted model, not a curated record. Gene Ontology annotation, molecular function: interleukin-1 receptor binding; cytokine activity.